Sebastes umbrosus (honeycomb rockfish) is the source of this 2692-nucleotide messenger RNA. Its product is annotated as kelch repeat and BTB domain-containing protein 11-like. The transcript has 3 exons. NCBI's taxonomy places the organism in Eukaryota, Metazoa, Chordata, Actinopteri, Perciformes, Sebastidae. Gene Ontology annotation, molecular function: protein binding. Bases 522 to 1676 code for a protein of 384 amino acids. The record is from RefSeq and is a predicted model, not a curated record.
CACCGGAAGACACCGAGGACCAUGAUUUAUUUCAGACUCCUCCGGGGCGACGCAGCAAACCUCCCCGGACAGCAGGCUCACCAUCCCGGCUUCAUCAGGCACCGCGCCCCGCUAUAGAGGAUGGAGGAUCCGGAGGGAUGAAACCCAGAGCCGGUUCUGGUUCAGGUGGUGAAGAGGAAGAAGAAAGGAAAACUUGAAGCAACAGAGAGGAUAAAGGAGGAGUGUAAAGGGGCGUUUACUGGAGAGAGUCUGGAUCUCCAGACGCAUAAUUGCCUCUGACAGCACCAGCACCAGGACCAGAAUCAGGACCAGGACCAGGACCAGGACCAGGACCAGGACCAGAACCAGAAUCAGAAUCAGAAUCGUGUUUAUUGACAGGUGUAAGAGCCAAAAUUUGCUUUGGUUUUGUUGGUGCAAGUUAAACAGUAUAAUAACAAAAGAAUAGAUUAAAACGUUAGAAUAAAAAUAAGAAUAACAAAAAAAAAAAAAAAAAUAUACCAAUAUCGAUCUGAUCGGACCAGAUGGAGGCCGGUGAUGGUCCAGGUCUUUGUUCCCAGCUGGACUCAUCAGAGAUCAGCCUGGAGAACUGCUACGAGCUGCUGCAGAGAGCGAAGAGCCGCGGCUCUGAGCUGCAGAGCCUGAAGGAGCGCGUCCUCCGCUUCAUGAGCGACCACUACCUCACGGUGCUGCGGAGCAACGCGCUGUUCGGCCGGCUCACCGCGGCGGAGAGGGAGCUCAUCCUGGCCCGGAGGAUGGAGGGGACCGAGGUGCUGGCGGUGGCCGAGAGCAGCGAGUGUGGGAGCUUGGAGAGUAGCCGGCCGCAGAGCCCACAACCAGAGGAUCAGAACCACCAGAACCACCAGAACCAGCGGCGGGUUCUGUGCCUGCACCCGGAGAGCCGGCAGUGGGAGGUGCUGACCAGCCUCCCGGAGGAGGUCCCGGCUAAAGGCUCCGGGAUGUGCACCAUGUAUAACUACUUGUUCGUGGCUGGAGGCAUCAGCCGCUCCAAAGCGUCGGACCGGGUCUACUGCUACAACCCGCUGACCGGCCUCUGGAGCCAGAUCCGCCCGCUGAGCCAGCCCCGCUGCCAGCUCAAACUGGUCCACAUGGACGGACACCUGUACGCCAUCGGAGGAGAGUGUCUGUUCACGGUGGAGCGCUACGACCCGCGGAAGGACCGGUGGAGCCUCGUGGCGCCGCUGCCCAAAGGCUCCUUCGCCGUUGCUCACGAGGCGACGUCGUGCGGCGGAGAGCUGUUCGUGUCCGGCGGAUCGCUCUUCUACCGGCUGCUGCGGUACGACUCCCGCCGGGACGAGUGGGAGGAGUGUCCGUUCAACGAGAGCCGGAGACGCUCCACGGACAUGGUGGCGCACCGCAGUCUGGUGUACCGGUUCGACGUGGACCGCGGGGUCAACGCAGCGGGGUCGGUGAACGUGUUCAAGUACAACACAGUGGUGAAGGUCUGGCUCGGCGGCGAGGCCUUCCCGCUGCUCAACCCGCUGCCGUUCCGGUGCGCGGUGCUCGGGGACCGGAUCUACUGCGUCAACCGGAGCCAGACGCUGCAGUUCGAGGUGCGGGAGGACCGGGAGGGCUUCCUACCGGAGGUGCUGCCCCCCCCCGCAGAGACCAGAGGAGCCCUGGUGCCCUUCGUCCUCUCUCUGAAACGGGACAACUGAUCUGACCCGGGAUAAACCCUCUUCAGACCCGGACUGAGACUAAAAACAACAGCUGUGCCUUUUUUCUUUAACUUCCAUGUUUCACUUGUUGCUGCAUGAAAAUGAGCUGAAACAACAACAAGUGGCUGGUUUGAAUGUUUAUAAUAAUAAUAAUAUUUAAGGAUCAUUUUUCAGGCCUCAUAUCGAUACAAUACAAUACCAUACCAUAUCAUACCAUACGGUACCAUAUUAUACGAUACGAUACGAUAUACUAUCCAUACGAUACCAUAAGAUAUACGAUCCAUACGAUACGAUAUGAUACGAUACCAUACGAUACCAUACGAUACGAUACCAUACGAUACCAUACGAUACCAUACGAUAUGAUACGAUACAGCAGUUAAACUUUUAUGUGUUAUAUGGAUAAUGAAAUAACAUAAUUUAUAUCCAGAUAAAGACUUAAUUUACUACUUCUGUCUCAUUAAAGUCACAAAAAACAACUAAAAUCUGAAGAUUUAGAGACAAUAAUAUGAAAUAAAAUUUUAAAUAGAAUAAAAACAUUCAAAAGAUUAUCAUUCACCUGCUGAUGAAGGUCAUGUGCUAUGGUCGAAAGCUCCAGAACAGCUACAGAAUGGACCUUGAGUUGAGAAUGGAAGCAGUAGAACAACAGCUGUGCCUUUUUUCUUUAACUUCCUUGUUUCACUUGUUGCUGCAUGAAAAUGAGCUGAAACAACAAGUGGCUAUAUUAUAUUAUAUUAUUUUAUAUCAUAUUAUUUCAUAUCUUAUAAUAUUAUUUUAUAUUAUAUUAUUUUAUUUUAUAUUAUAUUAUAUUAUAUUAUUUUAUAUUAUAUAUUAGGACUGGGCAAUAUAUCGAUAUUACACCAGUAUCGUGAUAUAAGACUAGAUAUGUCAUAGAUUUUGGAUAUCGUUAUUUCAUAAUAUAUCAUAAGUGUUGUCUUUUCCUGGUUUUAAAGGCUGAAUUACAGUAAAGUGAUGUCAUUGUCUGUUCAAGCUGUUCUAUUAUUUCCCUUUUAUCCACA